Molecule: messenger RNA, 1322 nt
Organism: Eutrema salsugineum
Lineage: Eukaryota; Viridiplantae; Streptophyta; Magnoliopsida; Brassicales; Brassicaceae
Product: UPF0496 protein At3g19330
Exons: 3
Coding region: 185-1234 (349 amino acids)
Source: RefSeq, a predicted model, not a curated record
CUCUAAUUACAAAACAAGAGGUUAUUUUACCUUGGCAAGCGAGCGAAACAGUCGAACAAAACACAAUGGGUUGGGCUAAUUAGGCACAAGUAGAGAGAUACGUAAGUUGCUUGCUUUUGGCCAUAUAUCAUUCUCAACGCUCUUUGUUGUUCUGCCUUGAACAAGCAGCUUCCUAUUCAUGUAGAUGCCGCUGCACUGUCUCUCCUUCGACACAGCCUCUCCAGGCGACGACCCUCUUCCCAAUCCUCCCCUAGAGGCCGUGGCCUCCUCUUCCAGAAACGCUUCCAAUCCCUCUCCCAACUUUAACCUCAGCCGCGAGUUGGCUCACGCUUUUCAGACCCCAUCCUACCACGACAUACGUUCACGGGUUCACGUGGUUGAUCCCUCCCACUCCCACUCCCAGCAUCAUCAUCAUCAUCUGCUCAUCCAACCGGACGUCGGUGGUGAUCGGACCGAGCUGCUUCUCUCUCAAGUUCUCCAACCAAACAAGGAAUGCGUCCAAGAAUCUCUUGCCCACGCCAAGUCAACUACACUCACCCAUCUCAUCUCCGCUUACUUCCAACACAGCGAAGACGCCACCCGCCUCUGCUUGAAUCUUUACCAAAGCGUCCACAGCGCUCGCCACCUCUACACACCCCUCUUUGACCUCUUCCACAUCCUUCCCUCUGAUUCCCACGCCAUUGACGAGUCCCUCUGUAACUUGGCUUUCGACGUUUUCCUCAAGCUCGACACUUUUGACAACCCUUUCUCAUCCUCUCCGGAAUCCCACAGCUUUCGAGGGACUCAGUUAUGUUUCUCCCAGCUCAAGCACAAGCUUGAUGCCCGUCUCCGUAAGUCUAGGUCACGGGUCCGCCUCCUCCACCAUGCCACAGCUGGUCCCCUGUGCAGUCCCUACCUACCUCACAGUUUGAAGAAGAAGGAGUUGACUAACAUUUCUCAGCUCAAUGCUGCUGCCAAGGGAACUUUUGUGCUCAACAAAGAUCUCGACACCAUUGACCGUCUUGUCUCCCGCCUGCACACGGGGAUUGAGUACGACAAGCUUUUCAUUCGACUUGGAUUGGAGAGGGGGAGGGACGUGUAUUCAGUUCAGGAGAUUUUGAAACAGCUUCGCAAGAGCCACCUUAACCUCACCCAUCAGCUCAAGGAUCUUGAGGAUCAUAUCUGCCUUUGGUUCACCAACGUUAACAAAGCUAGAUCCUUGCUCCUUCAAGAGAUCCAUCUUCCCCGAAUGUAAACAACUUUUUCUAUCAGCUUAUAUAUAUAUUUUUUUGGUUCUUACAGUAGCCUGAUAUUACGGGUAAUUGUUCAUAGACUUGCCUGCC